This is a messenger RNA of Kuraishia capsulata CBS 1993, 1080 nucleotides long. RefSeq lists its product as uncharacterized. Bases 1 to 1080 code for a protein of 359 amino acids. NCBI's taxonomy places the organism in Eukaryota, Fungi, Ascomycota, Pichiomycetes, Pichiales, Pichiaceae. Gene Ontology annotation, cellular component: mitochondrion. The record is from RefSeq and is a predicted model, not a curated record. The transcript has a single exon.
AUGAUAAUAGGAAAUUCGUUACGAAGACUGGCUCCUAGACUAAUACAAGGACGCGUUGCUCCUCAUCAUGCCUUAAUACGACGUUCGAUACCGAUGAGGUACAGUUCUUCCAGCCCAUCCUCCUCAACAUCACCACCAAAGACCCCAUGGACGGAAUCGUACAAUAUUUCAAAUACCAUAGAAGAGAUUAACAAAGAACACGAUUUGCUAGAAACUCUCUCCAAUACGCCCACCAACCACGAAGUGAUUCCAAUCUUGGAGCACAAAGACCGGGUCACUGACACUAAUGAGAAGCUGGAUGGAUACAGUGCGGAUCUUCAAACUGAAAAAAAGGUCAUUGAGGAUGAUCUUUUGGACACAUACAAAAUAUACAGUGAGCUGAAAGAGAGUGGUUUUUCGGACGAGCAGGCAGACCUCAUAUUGAAUAUGCUAAUCGAAGCACUUUCGGAGAAACUGGGGUGGCUGGAGAACAAAUUCUCGCCCAAGGUUGAUCUUGAAAAUGAGUCCUAUCUGUUUCAUGCCGCACAAUCGGAGCUUUUGGUGGAGAUUUCAAAGAGCAGAGAUUCCAGCAUGAACGAGCUGACCAAUUCGUCCAUUCAGCUCAAACGACUAUUCAACAGUCUGGAGGAUGAAUUAGCAGUCCAGUACAAUCUGAACGAGAACGCGAUUAAAAUGGACAUCAACCAAUUCAAACAUGAGAAUAACCUACACAACAAGCAGCUGAACUUGAAAAACCAUGACUUGAACUCCAAGAUCACAGGUGAGAUGAUCAGUGGGAUCAAGUCCGAUGUGGAAAGUCUACGUUGGCACAUUACCAUGGCAGGUAUAUUUGCCAUCCUCGUGAUGGUGUUCUCUUUAGUUAGUGGUGGUUCUCUUGCAAGAUUUGUCAGAGGAGAAAAGGAAGAGAAGGAAGAGAAGGAGGAGGAGGAAGAGCUUGCGAGAGAAAAGGCGAGAGAGAUUCUCAACGAAACUAAUACCGGAAACAAUGUGGAUGGGUCCAAUAUCUAUUCCAACAACAUGGACAGCAACGAAAACAACAAUCAAAAUAACCGGAAUAUUGACCAGGGCACUUCUUCCUAG